This is a messenger RNA of Ornithorhynchus anatinus (platypus), 526 nucleotides long. Its product is annotated as peptidyl-prolyl cis-trans isomerase FKBP1A. Gene Ontology annotation, molecular function: peptidyl-prolyl cis-trans isomerase activity. The transcript is spliced from 4 exons. NCBI's taxonomy places the organism in Eukaryota, Metazoa, Chordata, Mammalia, Monotremata, Ornithorhynchidae. The record is from RefSeq and is a predicted model, not a curated record. Bases 177 to 503 code for a protein of 108 amino acids.
GGCGCGCACGUGCGCCGACUCUGCUCCGGCCGGGCGCAGUCCGGACUCGCCGCCGCCGCUGCCGCCGCUUCCUCCUGCUCCCGCUCCCGCUCCCGCUCGCCCAGCGUGCCGCGCAGCGUCCCGCACACACGCAGACACACGCGCACAGAGCGGCCCCCCCCUCCCCUCCCCCCGCCAUGGGCGUGCAGGUGGAGACCAUCGCCCCCGGAGACGGACGCACCUUCCCGAAGCGCGGCCAGACGUGCGUCGUCCACUACACAGGGUUGCUGGAAGACGGGAAGAAGUUCGACUCGUCGCGGGACAGGAACAAGCCUUUCAAGUUCGUCAUGGGCAAACAGGAAGUCAUCCGCGGCUGGGAGGAAGGAGUGGCUCAGAUGAGCGUGGGCCAGAGAGCCAAGAUGACCAUCUCGCCCGACUUCGCCUACGGGGCCACCGGCCACCCGGGCAUCAUCCCGCCCAACGCCACCCUCGUCUUCGACGUGGAGCUCCUCAAGCUGGAGUGACCCCCGGCCCCCCCCCCCCCCCC